Messenger RNA from Miscanthus lutarioriparius, 852 nucleotides. The record is from the annotation of a GenBank genome assembly. NCBI's taxonomy places the organism in Eukaryota, Viridiplantae, Streptophyta, Magnoliopsida, Poales, Poaceae.
AUGACUCGCUCGAGGAAGAAGAGACUUCCUUUGGUUAUUGAGUCAGGGAAGAGAAGACCAAACUCAGUGAUGAUCGCUGCAAAAUUUGCAACUGAGUGCAACAUUGCAGUAAGACAAAUUGUUCCAAUAUUUCCACAUUGGAAGGAAUACAAGAAGUAUCCUAAGAUGAUCGACGCGUACAUAUCGAGAGUUGUUUCAAAGUUUCAUAUGGAUGCAGAUUCAUUACCUACGAAAAAAGCAUGUGUGGCUAUGUUGAAGAAAGCUGUUCGCCAGCAGCGCUACAAGCUGAAAAAGAGGUAUUUUGAUGCUUUGCCACUACAUCUGGUGCCCAAAACAUCUCCUGUGGACACAAUGACUAAUGAGCAAUGGGAUAAACUUGUGGAACACUGGAAAAAUGAGCAAAAAAUGGUGACUUGUGAGAAGAACAGAGAGAACAGAAGCAAAGUGCAGUUCCAUCAGACCACUGGUUCUCGCAGCUAUGAAAUGCAAAUUGUAGAUUUGGCGGACAAGUACAAAAACGAACCACCAAAUGCACUGGAACUAUUGAAAGAGAUGCACUACAACAAAAAGAAAGGAUUUGCUCCUGCAGUUCAAUCUCUUAUUGCUGAAAUAGAGGAGAAGCUGAAUGAACCUGUAGAUGAUGGUCUUCAACCAAAGGAUGUGACUGAUGUGGUCUCUCAGCCUCUUGUUCAGAAAACUAAGAAGAACAGGUUUCUUGUAAAUGUGGGGCUCCAAAGCAAUGCCACACGUGUUAGUGCUGAGCAUGACCUAGAAGAGGAACUGGUGGUGGAGAAACAAACAUCAAGUGAUCUUAGGGAGGUUGUCAAGGCUCAACAACAACAAAUGGAAUAA